AUGGCUCCUAAACCACCACCGCCUCUGCCUGUUGCAGACAACUACGCCUCCCUCACAAACCGUAUUUCCCUCUCUAUCGCCUCGAGAUCGUCCAUUCUCAAGACCAUGAACCAAAACAAUCCUGCGCCGGUAAAGCGCCGCGCCAUUCCAGACGACAACGACGAAGAUCUCACUCGCGGUACACAACCGAAUACUGGAGUCGGCUACGUGCCUGAGAAGAAAGACGUGCAGAAACACGCCAACUCUAAGGAAGAGAGGUUCCUGAGGGGUAGAGUCGGUAAGGGUGCUACGGGUAAGGCGAAGAAAAAGGUCGAGGAGAGCGAGAGCGAAGAGGAGGUUGGAAGGAGUGCACUAGGAAAGAGAAAGAGGUUGCGAAAGGAGGUUGCUGGACCUGAGCCUGAGCCUGAGAACCAAGCGUUGCCUACAACGACGGGCGAGAGAAAGGAGAACAACACAGGCGAAGCUCAGGCUGAAGCAGAUAUUGAGAUGAAGAAUGGUACAACCAAGGAAGAGAGCACAAGUCUUGAGGGAGUGGCAGCCAACAAGUGCAAGAGUAAAAACAAGAAGAAGAAGAAGCAGAAAACUGAGAAUGCAAAGGCAGAGGAGCCUGUAUGA
This is a messenger RNA of Fusarium coffeatum, 615 nucleotides long. RefSeq lists its product as uncharacterized. The transcript has a single exon. The record is from RefSeq and is a predicted model, not a curated record. The coding region runs from base 1 to 615 and encodes 204 amino acids. Lineage: Eukaryota; Fungi; Ascomycota; Sordariomycetes; Hypocreales; Nectriaceae.